Molecule: messenger RNA, 407 nt
Organism: Cuscuta epithymum
Lineage: Eukaryota; Viridiplantae; Streptophyta; Magnoliopsida; Solanales; Convolvulaceae
Source: the annotation of a GenBank genome assembly
AUCGAAGGUAGGUGGAGGUAGAGAGAGAGAGAGAGAGAGAGAGAGAGAGAGAGAGAGAGAGAGAGAGAGAGAGGGGGGGGGGGUCGUGGGAAUCGGCCAUUUCUUGCCCCACGGCUCCUUCUCCGGCGACUGCCCUCUCUGCUGCCCCAAAUUAAUUUCAUAUUGUUUCACUCAUCAUGAAUUUGGCUCACUAUUCUUUUUGGAAUAUGGAAAUGCUUUUGCCAAGUUUCAAAUUGUUUCGCUCAUCAUGAAUUUGGCUCACCAUUCUUUUUGGAAUAUGGAAAUGCUUCUGCCAAGUUUCAGAAUGUUUCGCUCAUCUGAUAUGAUGGGUGGAAACAUUUAUGUUGAUCAUGCAUUUCAAGGCUGACAAUUCUUUUUGGACUGCAGCAGGCCAGAAAUGGCACCAC